Molecule: messenger RNA, 1892 nt
Organism: Podarcis muralis (Common wall lizard)
Lineage: Eukaryota; Metazoa; Chordata; Lepidosauria; Squamata; Lacertidae
Gene: POLR1C
Product: RNA polymerase I and III subunit C
Biological process (GO): DNA-templated transcription
Cellular component (GO): RNA polymerase I complex; RNA polymerase III complex
Molecular function (GO): protein dimerization activity; DNA binding
Source: RefSeq, a predicted model, not a curated record
ACCUAUGAAGCUGCGGGCCGUGAGAGACGGACAGAGAGGAAAGGAAGCCUAACAGGUAGCACUCGAGGCCAAUAUGUAUUCAGCUCUAGGCCAAACCGAUACAAAGAGCGUUUUUUGACGCCACGCACAACAUGGCAGGUUGAACGCGAGCAACGUGUUUUCCUUUCGGUCUAUGAACGUGCCUUAGCCAUAGGCUGGCCUGUAUCACGUGACGCAGAAAGCUUUGCUCUCCCCCCGCCUUCCUCCUGAAAACAAAACUCGACGCUGCGCGCCGCCGCUGCGUGUUUCUUCCGCAGCCGGUGGAGUGGAAGAUGGCGGCGUCCAGGAGCGUGGAAGAGAUGCGGAGCCGGGUGGUCUUGGGCGAGUUUGGCGUCCGCAACGUCCACACAACAGACUUUCCUGGGAAUUACUCUGGAUAUGAUGAUGCCUGGGACAAGGAGAAGUUUGAAAAGAAUUUCAGAGUAGAUGUGACGCACAUGGACGAAAGCACUUUGGAAUUUGACAUGGUGGGGAUUGAUGCUGCCAUUGCUAAUGCCUUCCGACGCAUCUUGCUUGCUGAGGUGCCAACCAUGGCCGUAGAGAAGGUCUUUGUGUACAAUAACACCUCCAUUGUGCAGGAUGAAAUUCUAGCUCAUCGCUUGGGACUGAUCCCUAUCUGUGCAGAUCCUCGUCUCUUUGAAUACAAGAGUGAAGAAGACGAAUGUGAUGAAAUUAACACUCUGCAAUUCCAGUUGAAAAUAAAGUGCCACAGGAAUCCUCAGGCAGCCAAGGAAUCGUCUGACCCUAACGAACUGUAUAUCAACCAUAAAGUUUACAGCAAGCACAUGGAAUGGGUGCCCCUGGGCUCUCAGGCCGACAACAUGAAUGCCAAGUUCCGUCCUGUACAUGACGACAUCCUCAUUGCCCAGCUGCGGCCCGGCCAAGAGAUCGAUGUACUUAUGCACUGCGUCAAAGGCAUUGGUAAAGACCAUGCAAAGUUUUCUCCAGUGGCUACAGCCAGUUACCGGCUAUUGCCAGAAAUCACUCUACUACAGCCUAUCGAAGGAGAAGCAGCUGAGAGGCUGAAGAACUGCUUUUCUGCUGGGGUUAUUGAGGUCCAGGAAAUCAAAGGGCAAAAAGUGGCAAGAGUGGCUAACGCUCGUUUGGACACAUUCAGUAGAGAAAUUUUUCGUCACAAUGACCUGAAAAACCUUGUGCGCUUGGCUCGGGUGCGAGAUCACUACAUCUUUUCUGUUGAGUCAACAGGUGUUUUGCCUCCAGAUGUGCUGAUGAGUGAAGCAAUCAAGGUAUUGAUAGGAAAGUGUCAGCAGUUCCUGGAGGAGCUUAAAUUCAUCCAAAAGAAAUAAGUUUUUCUUUCUGAAAAGUUCAGCAUAAGGACUCACUUGGUUGGGAUCGCUACAGCUGUGUCAUGAAGGAGGGCGUCAACCAAGUCUGGGUCAAUAGGCAAGGAGAAAUGGACCCUCUACCACGGAUGUGAAAGACUGAAGCAAGUGGCUGUGUACCUUUUACUUUUGUGGCACUCAAUUUGAUAUGCGGCUGAAAAGGCAGUGAUAUGUGAUGCCACUAGGCAGCUUAUUGCAAAGACCAAAGUUGCCAGAUAUAAGUGGAUAAAAAAUAUCCUGCAAGCAGAAGAUGGGUAGGCUCCAGCAAUUGCAAUAUCUUCUAAGUUGCUUUUUUAAAGACUACAUCAGACCUGUAACAGGACCACCUUUUUUGAGAAUUGCCAUUAACUUUCCACUGAUGUAUAUUGAUGGAUAAUCUCAAAGGUGCUACACAGUAAGGUCUAAUGCCUAUGAUGAUUCUUCUGCCACUCAAAGAGCAGAAUUCUAAAAAAUAUGGUGUCAUUGAGCUUCUCUAUUAUUUAUUAAAUAUUUUUUGAGGCCUCAACUGCC